AUGUCUAUGGAAUUAUCGGCUUGCAAAGGUACUUCCUUAGGAGGAAAAAGACCAAGUUGUUGCUCUGUAUUGUUUGACGGCUGUAGUGAUGGCAAAGAUUGUGGUUGUGAUGACAACGAUUGUGAUGAUGAAGUUGGUGAUGACGAAGGUGGUGAUGACGAAGGUGGUGAUGACGAAGGUGGUGAUAGA
Racocetra persica is the source of this 189-nucleotide messenger RNA. The record is from the annotation of a GenBank genome assembly. NCBI's taxonomy places the organism in Eukaryota, Fungi, Glomeromycota, Glomeromycetes, Diversisporales, Gigasporaceae.